UGUGCUGUUUUUUGUGACCACGACCUGUGCCAUUCUGUUCUACCGCCCUGCUAACUCUACCGAACACUCAGGUCCUGGCGUUGAAAACAUCUCGUGCACUGGCAUGGGCACGAUUGGCAACAUGGGUGCUGAAAUCGGUGCCACGACCUCCGUCUUCCCCUUCAACGACCGCAUGUACGACUACCUCGCCGCGACCAACCGCAAGGAGAUUGGCGACUACGCACGAUCGUACGCCGAUGGCUUGCGUGCGGACGAAAACUGCGAGUACGAUGAACACGUCGAGAUUGACCUUUCGUCCCUCGAGCCUAUGAUUAAUGGGCCUUUCACCCCUGACUUGGCCACGCCUCUGUCCAAGUUCGCCGAGACUGCCAAGGCCAACGGCUGGCCCACUGAAGUCAAGGCUUCCCUGAUCGGCUCCUGCACCAACUCCUCGUACGAGGAUAUGUCUCGUGCCGCUCACAUUGCCCGCGACGCUCUGGACCACGGUCUCAAGGCCAAGACCGGCUUCUUUGUCUCUCCCGGUUCUGAGCAGAUCCGUGCUACCAUUGCUCGUGAUGGACAGCUUCAGACGUUCGAAGAGUUCGGUGGUUCCGUCCUCGCCAACGCCUGUGGCCCCUGCAUUGGCCAGUGGGAUCGCCAGGACGUCAAGAAGGGCGAGAAGAACACCAUUGUCACCUCGUUCAACCGUAACUUCACUGGCCGCAACGACGGCAACCCUGCCACUCACUGCUUCGUCACUUCCCCCGACAUGGUUCUGGCCAUGGCCAUCGGCGGUUCCCUGACCUUCAACCCUGCCACCGACAAGCUCAAGGACAAGGACGGCAACGAGUUCAUGCUUACUCCUCCCACUGGUAUCGAGGGUCUCCCCGCGAAGGGUUACGACCCUGGUGAGAACACUUACCAGGCUCCUCCCGCCAACCGUGAGGCCGUCGAGGUUGUUGUCUCCCCCACUUCCGACCGUCUCCAGGUUCUCUCUCCCUUCAAGCCUUGGGACGGCAAGGACGCCAAGGACCUGCCCAUCCUGAUCAAGGCUCAGGGCAAGACCACCACCGAUCACAUCUCCAUGGCUGGUCCUUGGCUCAAGUACCGCGGCCACUUGGACAACAUCUCCAACAACUUGCUCAUUGGAGCUGUCAACGAGGCCAACGGCGAGGCCAACAAGGUCCAGAACUACACCAAUGGCGAGUGGGGUGCCGUCCCUGCCGUUGCCCGUGACUACAAGGCCAAGGGCAUCAGGUGGGUCGUUGUCGGCGACUGGAACUACGGCGAGGGCUCGUCCCGUGAGCACGCUGCGCUCCAGCCCCGCCACCUGGGUGGUUUGGCCAUCAUUGUUCGCUCGUUCGCCCGUAUCCACGAGACCAACUUGAAGAAGCAGGGUAUGCUUCCUCUGACUUUCGACGACCCUGCUGACUACGAAAAGAUCAAGCCUGAGGACCGCAUCGACAUCCCCUGCACUAAGCUCGCUACCGGUGUUCCUCUUGUCGCCACUGUCCACCCCAAGUCUGGUGAGGCCUUUGAGGUCAAGCUUAACCACACAUUCAACGACCCCCAGAUUGAGUGGUUCAAGAACGGUAGUGCCCUGAACACCAUGGCCAAGGCCACCAAGGCUUAAGCGUCUUGAUAAGCACGACGUCUGGAUGUAGAUACGAGGUGCACGACUUGAAGGCUGGUGUGAUGGAGAAGCAGAUCGAUACCCU
Messenger RNA from Microdochium trichocladiopsis, 1697 nucleotides. RefSeq names its product aconitase. Bases 104 to 1612 code for a protein of 502 amino acids. The record is from RefSeq and is a predicted model, not a curated record. Gene Ontology annotation, biological process: tricarboxylic acid cycle. Gene Ontology annotation, cellular component: mitochondrion; cytosol. Lineage: Eukaryota; Fungi; Ascomycota; Sordariomycetes; Xylariales; Microdochiaceae. Gene Ontology annotation, molecular function: 4 iron, 4 sulfur cluster binding; aconitate hydratase activity. The transcript is spliced from 3 exons.